AACUAUGGUAGCAAGGUACGUUCGCCACCAAAACAUGCAUGGCCUAUUUGAUCGGGAUGUGUAUGCUCAUUUCUAUCCUAUUGUCAUUACAUCUAAUCAAGCAAGGGCAUAACCUUCCGAGUAACAUUGCCACGUUUUAUAGGCAUUGAACAUGGCCCUCGAGUUACCUGCCUUUAUUCUACCCCAACGGACAAAGAAGCCGGUAUUCGCGUCACCGAACUGAUCCGGACGCAUGCCUCGAGACUUUAACUCGGGAUUCUUUGUUCAGCUAUAGCAGCGAAAUAUGGGAUGCCUGGCUAUUAAGAUGCGUAGUGCUGGUUCCCCUGCUGCUGCUUCCGGGUCGCUCGAAAAAAGUAUAGUUACAUAUGUUGUGAGAUGGCCUCGGGCGAUAACAUAACCAAUCAAUACGAUGAUAAUGACCAAGGGGGAAUGGACUGGAAUAUUGGAAUACAUCGGCACUAUCCGCCGCCGGCAGACAUACCGGAAUAUGUGAAAAAGGCACUUCCUCCACGACCGGAUCCUGGUUCUUCGUCUAUUCAUUUCUACCCAAUCGAGAGUGCUCAACGGCUAUCCACUUCAGAUGACCAACAUGAACUGGAUUGUCCCGAUGUCAAUCCAGGUGUGCUCGAUGAAGCCGGGUUAGCCGUGGUGCAGCCGCUUCAGCUGAUGCCGUCCUCACCACGUUCAGAGAAAGAAUCAGAAAUAGUAGCGCCACAGCCAAGAUAUCCAGCCCGCAUGAUUCUGGAGACGAGCGAGCCCGAUGAUAUAGUCGUUAGCCCUGUCUCAGGGCUUUUAGCUGAGAAUAAGAACCUACAGCAAUACCAGGUCUCACCGAUCUCACCUAACGAGUCUACAUGUAGCCUGCAAUCGGGAAUUUCUUCAAGUGCGAGUCAUAACUCCUCGUCGGGAGAGGAGAUAUAUCUUAGUCGACAGCCAUUUUUAUAUGAGAAGCAUCCUAUUGUAUAUCAUCCGUCGGCGGAUCUACUUCCUACGUUGGAGAUUGAUACUCUAAACAAAAAGCACCAGUUCCAAUACCAGCAAAUCAACCUCCGGUAUAGUGAUCCGGGGAGCCCUAUAAGUGGCACCGUGAUACAUCCUCCAACCUCAUUCCCUUCUGAUCCCAACCUCAGGCUCUCGCGUCAUCUCGACGAUGAAAAUCAGGGGUACCCACCGACCAUCAAUACUGAGCCGCUAUCACCCACCAGCUUGGGGAAUAACCCCGAUAGCCAGUCGCAAACCGCCAGCCCCAAAGUCGCGUUCGCCGGCGCCAUAGACGGAUUCUCGACGCGGUCGCGGGCCAACAGUAAGAGGGCAGCCCACGCGCCGCCGCCCCUGAAACUAAGCGAGCGCCCGCUAGCAGACAGCUACGUCAAGACGCCGUUCCCGGGCGUAGAGCCCGCGGUGCAGCGGCAAGACAGCUCGGGCUCCGCGCGCCAGACGCAGAAGCAGAAGCAGAGCCCGGCGGAGCAGAACAGCGUCGCGAGGAAGCGGAACCGGGUGUCUACCCUGCCCGCGUUCGUGUUCGCGAAGGCGUCGAGGCAGAGCGGUGGGGAGGCGCGGGGGAAGGAGAAGGAGAAGGAGAAGGAGAGGGGGCCGACGGUGAAGGGGUUCUUGUCGAGGGCGAAGUCGUUGAGGAUAGGUCGGGGGUUGGGGUUGGGGCUGGGGCUGGGGAUUGGCUCGGAGGAGACGAGGAAGGAGAAGAGGAGGGAGGAGAUGAAGAGGCAGAUUCGGAUUGGUGAGCCGAGGUCUUGAUAUGUCGGAGUAAAGGGGGCUAUACAAGUACCUAUUACGGAGGCUCUUAUGGGAUACCGAGGGUAGUACUCUAGUGUGGCUUAUGAUGUUACUGAGUGGUUGAAUAGCGAGUUUAUAUAAGCCAUCUUGCGGCUUAUUCGCGGGCGUUAUUGCAACUAAUAAUUGGUGCCCGCAGUUUCCUGAUAUAUCGCUUAUAUUAAGCGGUACUGCCUCACUACCGUCUGUUGAUGGGCCACAGCCUUCCUCCUUGCAACCUAAUAUUCUAUAUAUCUUUCCAAAUUCAAAUAUUAGAACUACCAUGACCAGAUGAUUUUAACUACCUGAGACAUACAUUUUGACAGUUCUUUCCAUCAUGUCGAAACCCUCCAGCAAAUUUCAUCAGAUAUUUUCUCGUUUCUCCCGAAGUAAGCCUAAAUCAACACUUAGC
Molecule: messenger RNA, 2179 nt
Organism: Daldinia vernicosa
Lineage: Eukaryota; Fungi; Ascomycota; Sordariomycetes; Xylariales; Hypoxylaceae
Exons: 1
Coding region: 376-1752 (458 amino acids)
Source: RefSeq, a predicted model, not a curated record